AGACAGGUAAAGUCGGGGAAAUUUAGAGAACCCACCCCCGCCCCCGAAGUUAACCCUUUAGGGCACACCCCACUGGGAGCGGCCUCCCUGCUCCUCUGGAGGCAAAUCCCUAGUCCGGGUUCUGACAACGUUAAUUUCUUUUGUGUGGGUCAUUUCUUCUUUUUGAAGAGCCAGAAUAAAGUUGACAGUCUUUAGCGAUGAAAGAAAUGAAGUGACAGCCCGGGUUAAUCCGAAUAAAUAUUAAUUUCUCUCAGAAAUGUUUAGGCAAUCUCAUCCUAGAUUUAAAAAAAGAAAAAAAGCCCCAAACAUCAGUUUGUAUUGCACAUUCUGCUGCAUCCCUUUUCUCACCCUCUUACCAGGUCUGGGAGGUGGGGGGUGGGUGCAGGGAAGCGCUACUGAUAAUACCAGCUUUAACUACUGGAGUUUCCCUUUGAACAAAUAUUCAAUUUAACCGGGGUUAAUUUACCAUAAAAGACAUUCCCGUUGGCACGAAUGCUCUCCUGUCCUUGAACACACCUCUUUGAAUGCCUGGACUCUCACAGAAGCCAUUAUUUCGGGGUCUCUUUAAAAAUCGAGCGCCCAUCUCUCUUUCUCUCCCUCCCUCUCUUCUUCCCUCCCUCCUCACCACGCCACCCCCAGUGAAAUCUUGGCACCCAGCAAGUGCUCCGUUUCAGCCAGAGAUCCCAGAACCAGCCGCUGUCCCCUGGCAGAAGGGGCCCAGUGCUGAGGCCUGGGCAAGUGUCUGUAGACUUCGCCAGCCCUCUUCCCUUCCUAGUUUCCCUUACCAACACAAAUCCUUUCCUUUUGCCACCCAGACUAGGUCGCCUCCAAAAGUUUCUCACGAGCUUAGAAAAGAAGAAAGAAAGACAACUCUUAACACAGAAGAGCCCACAAAAGCUACAGCAGCAUCAGGGGUGAUGAAGCAGCGACAGACCCAGUUUAAUUUCAAGAAGUGCUGGAGUGUCUGUUCUUCAAGUGACUGGAUUUUUCAAAACUCAGUUGUAUAUUUGAAAAACUCUUGCAUGUGACUAGAGGGGUGGCUCAACAAUUCCACACACCCUGGCUGCAUGGCCAAUAUCAAUAUUUUAAAACUAAAUACAAAAGAGACAGAUGACCUCCUGACCCCAGGAAACAGGCCUGCAAGACUGCAAGUAUCCACUACACCAUGCCCAGGGACCUUUUCUUCUUCCAAAUGAACCACAAAAAUCAUACAUGUGUAUCCUGGAAAACACAAUUUUAUAUCCACAAGCAAGAACAUCAAAAAUCCACUCAACAGCACAUGUAUAAACAACCAACAAGUACUGAAAUUGCCUGCACUUGAUGGGAAUUGCAAAAUCAUGCCCAGCUCUAUCAGCCCUUAAACUACUACUGUCAAAUUAGGGUAGCAAUUUUUCCCUACUACAAAAUCCACAACCGGUUAGCUUCCCCACCCCCCAUUGCCAGCGCUUUGCCUUUCACUGAAAUGAAUAAAUAACUGUGGACUUUUUUUCCAUCCUCCGGGAGCUGUUCGGUGUCCCCUGAGGACAAAACUAAAUGAGAAAAAUGACGCUGUUAAUAAUGUCACUGCUGAAAUGCCUGUACUGGACUGUUUUAAAAAAAAACACCGUCCCGCUAAGUGUGCCUACAUUUCGGGCACAUUUUCAAACCACCACUGAAUCUGUAUGUAGACUGGCCAGCAUUAAGUUUAGCUGGUUUUCACUUCUGUACAGAAAUGAGGCCAGUUCAUCAACAGAGAUUCCCAACUUCUGAAGACAUUGCUUUCUGGGAUUACAAAGUCAGCAGUUGCCCUGUAAUUUUUGCAUGAUUUAUUUUAAACUUUGAAAAUCACAGUAAUAAUUGUCUUGGUUCACUCACAAUACUUCAAAACUUACAGGCACUUUCACACACAAACUUCUUUGCUGAGCCUGUGAGAGUUGGAGCUAUUGUCAUUUUUCAAAAUAGCUGACACUUAAAGUAAAACUAUACCAUCCUUUUAUUUCUACGUGUAAGUUGGUUUUUGUUUCCUAUCUACAUGUACCUUUGUGACAUGAAAAAAAAAUUGGCUUUAAUGAGCUGUUUAGAAAGCUUUUAUGCAAAAUGGCUAAGUUGUCUUUAUAUUGUUCAUGAAGAAAUGUAGAAAGUGCACUGCAAACCAACGUAAACUUUCUGCAUCCCUUUCUGUAAUUCUUUUCUCGAAAACUGCCUUUCUGUUUCAAAACCAAAACAAUCAUAAUAUCACAACUGUUCGUUUUAACUUUCAAAAUAAAAUUUAGCCAACAAUUGCAUGAUUACAAUGAUAGAAAACAAACCGUUGGGCCGAUACAAAAUACAUAUUGAUAUUUUAAGUAAACUUUAUCUCUGAAAUACAUCUGAAAAAAUUUUACAACACACAGUAAGUUAAUAAGUUCCAAAGCAGUAAUAUUGUCAAAUUGUGUGAUGUCAUAAGCUCCAAAAGCAAAGUUACAGAUGUUCAUGACAUCACAUUCACUCAUAAUUAUGUUGCUGCUGUCUGACCAUCUUAAACGGAUGACUCUGUCUACUAAAGAAUAAAAAGAAUUUAUUUUGGACAUCAAA
Messenger RNA from Odocoileus virginianus texanus, 2553 nucleotides. The record is from RefSeq and is a predicted model, not a curated record. Lineage: Eukaryota; Metazoa; Chordata; Mammalia; Artiodactyla; Cervidae.